Messenger RNA from Lycium barbarum (goji berry), 995 nucleotides. Its product is annotated as cytokinin riboside 5'-monophosphate phosphoribohydrolase LOG1-like. Gene Ontology annotation, molecular function: hydrolase activity, hydrolyzing N-glycosyl compounds. Gene Ontology annotation, cellular component: nucleus; cytosol. Lineage: Eukaryota; Viridiplantae; Streptophyta; Magnoliopsida; Solanales; Solanaceae. Bases 74 to 724 code for a protein of 216 amino acids. The record is from RefSeq and is a predicted model, not a curated record. The transcript has 7 exons. Gene Ontology annotation, biological process: cytokinin biosynthetic process.
UUAUUCCAUUAUUUAUACUCCCUAGAAAGCAGUCAAGAUACCUACCACACCCACACAGAAAGCGAUAUAGGAGAUGGAGAAAGAGAGGGAGAAGGAAAUGAAACAGUCAAAAUUCAAGAAGAUUUGUGUGUUUUGUGGGAGUAGCGCUGGAAAAAGAAGUAUAUAUAAGGAUGCUGCAGUAGAGCUUGGAAGAGAACUAGUAUCAAGAAAAAUAGACCUGGUUUAUGGAGGAGGCAGCAUAGGUUUGAUGGGUUUGGUCUCUCAAGAAGUUCACAAUGGUGGUCGUCAUGUUCUUGGAGUGAUUCCCAAGACAUUAAUGCCGAGAGAGAUAACUGGUGAAACAGUAGGAGAGGUGAAGGCUGUCGCAGACAUGCACCAGAGGAAAGCUGAGAUGGCCAAACAUUCUGAUGCCUUUAUUGCUUUACCUGGUGGUUAUGGAACGCUAGAAGAGCUGCUUGAAGUCAUUGCUUGGGCUUAUCUUGGAAUCCAUGAUAAACCGGUAGGAUUACUGAAUGUGGAUGGUUACUACAACUCCCUCUUGACAUUUAUUGACAAAGCAGUGGAGGAAGGAUUCAUUUGUCCCAACGCCCCGCAAGUUUUUGUAUCAGCUCCUAAUGCCAAGGAACUUUUAAAUAAACUCGAGGGAUAUUUUCCCACUGAUGAAACUGUCCCCUCAAAACUUAAUUGGGAAAAUGAAGAGUUGGAGCAAAGAUCAGGACUUUAACUUCAAGAGAAGCAAAGAUGGUUCCAUGUCAACUCAGAAGACUAAUUUUAGAAAGAUCAGGAAUUUAACUUGCUUGCAGUUGUUUUUUCCUAUAUUUUUUUUUGUGGUCGUAAGUUGGAAAUUGAGAUGACCUUCCUCUCUAGUAACUUCUCUUUGAUUUUUUUUUUUUCCAUCAACUUCUUUUUGAUCUUCACUUUCUCUCAAUUGAGGCAAAACGGUUACCAAGUGUUGAUAACGAUCAUGAUGGUUUAAAUUUGUUUUAAUCUGGGAA